Molecule: messenger RNA, 1326 nt
Organism: Funneliformis geosporum
Lineage: Eukaryota; Fungi; Glomeromycota; Glomeromycetes; Glomerales; Glomeraceae
Source: the annotation of a GenBank genome assembly
AUGUCAUUUGAACAUUUUAGCGCGCUCUCAAGAGAUUUUAGUAAAUUAUUAAAAGAAGCUUAUAAUCAUGAUGUAAUCAUAUACGUUGGUAAAGAACCAAAUAUUAAAACAUUUAAGGCGCAUUCGGGAAUAUUACGGAUUAGGUCACCUUAUUUUAAUACGGCAUUAUCAUGUCAAUGGGUAAAGAAAGAAGGAGAUUCCAUUGUUUUUAAUAAACCGAAUUUUUCAGCAUCGGUAUUUAGUGAUAUUUUGGAGUAUAUAUAUACUGGCACGAUGGCACUAUUAGAGAAAUCGGGAAAACAAUGUUUGGAAAUAUUGGUAGCAGCGGAUGAACUGUUGAUGAAUGAAUUACAUGAUCUUAUGCAAAGUCAUUUACUUGUAAAACACAAAUUAUGGUUACGGGAAAGUUUCGCAUUAGUUUAUAGUACAGCAGUUAAAUUGGAGGCUUCAAAAGAAUUACAAGAUUUUUGUCAUAAUAUUCUUUAUUCGGAACCAGAUGUUUUAUUAAAGGCGGAAGAUUUUACCACAAUAGAUCAAGAUACGUUGGCAAUAGUGCUAGAACAACGUAAUUUUCAAAUGAAAGAAAUACAAAUAUGGGAUCAUAUAAUUCAAUGGUGCAUGUCAAAGCAUCCAAAUGCUAGUAAUGACUUAACAAAAUGGACGACCAAUGAAUUUGGUGAAUUUGAAGAAACGCUUCGACAAUGGAUACAAUUUGUCAGAUUUUGUGAAAUCGAUUCAAAAGAAUUUUAUCAAAGGGUUAGACCAUUUAAAUCUUGUUUUUCUCAAUCAUUAUACGAAGAUUUAGAAUGUUUUUAUUACACGGGAAUACAAAAAGAAUCACUCACGUAUCUAUCAAAUAAUGCAAUUAGGUCAUCACUUAUAACGCAAGAUCAAAUUUCAAUGAUCGCAAAUUGGAUUGAUGGAGGCCAAAAACAUGGUGAUUUAUGGUGUGUAGAGAAUUUAUGUGAGGAUGAAUUAUGUUCUUCUGAAACAAAUUCUUAUAGACAAGGAAUUUGUGAUGCUAUCUUAAAAAGUAUGAUGGGAAAUGUAUCUUCUAGUAAAAAAUCUAGGAAUUUGACUUCAUUUGAUUCUAGAGCUUCAUUUUCUACAACAAGAAAUUCAUUUGGUUUGGGAAGUGAUUUUAAUAUUAAUAAUAAUACUUCUUCUUUAAUUAGAUUUAGUGUAGAUGAAUAUGAGGUGUUUCGUAUUAGUAAAACUGAUAUCGUUGAUGCGACCAUUGAUUCUAAAAAAUUUAGACGUGGUAAAAAAAGGUUAACCCUUGUUGAAAAAUAUCACACUCCUACGUUUGAUAAUGAAGAAAAUUAA